Messenger RNA from Penicillium soppii, 252 nucleotides. RefSeq lists its product as uncharacterized. The transcript is spliced from 2 exons. Lineage: Eukaryota; Fungi; Ascomycota; Eurotiomycetes; Eurotiales; Aspergillaceae. The record is from RefSeq and is a predicted model, not a curated record. Bases 1 to 252 code for a protein of 83 amino acids.
AUGACUCCCAAGAAGCAGCUUGUUUCUAAGUCCUCCGAGACCCCUAUGAUUUCUAAGUCUGGAGUCACCAAGAGGGCCCCUUCCAAGCGAGCCCCCUCUAGGGGAACUACCGUCAACACCGCUUCCUCUUCCUACAGCCUCGAUGCUCUUUUGCUUUGGAAAGUCGGCCGUGUUUCUGGUGGCAUCCCCUUUAAUGCGGUGGCUUCUGCUCAAGCACUCGGCAUUUCUGUUACCGCUAUGAAAAAGCGUUGA